AUGGCCGCCUCUGUUUCGUCUCUCCAUUUCUUCUCUCUCACUCCCCAAUCCCUUUAUCUCUCCGCCUCCAAACCCACGACCACUUCACUAUCUCUCUUCUCUUUACCACUCAGAACACUUCCCAAGCUCGUUUCCUUGUCUUCUUCAUAUAAAAUUUUCGAAGCCUCGUCCUCUCGCUUGGUUGGAAAAGUCGCAGUUUCGUCUGAUUUUGAGCAAUUAGAAGGAGAAGAGGAGGUAUUCGAGGACGAUGCAGACAAACGUAGUUUCUCACCUGACCUCAAACUCUUCGUGGGUAACUUGCCUUUCAGCGUGGACAGUGCCACUCUGGCUGGGUUGUUUGAACGAUUCGGAAAUGUAGAGAUGGUUGAGGUUAUAUACGACAAGUUCACUGGAAGAAGCCGUGGAUUUGGUUUUGUGACAAUGUCUUCGGUUGAGGAAGUCAAAGCAGCUGCUCAACAAUUGGAUGGUUAUGAACUUGACGGGAGGGUAUUGAGGGUGAAUUCUGGUCCUCCUCCUCGAAAGGAAGAGUCUUCUUUCCGAGGAGAGUCUUCUUUCAGAGGAGAGUCUUCUUUUAGAGGACCUAGGGGGGGUACAAGUUUUGAUAACACUAACCGAGUUUAUGUUGGAAAUCUUGAUUGGAGUGUUGACAAUGUAGCUCUUGAAACCUUGUUUGGUGAACAAGGGAAGGUUAUGGAAGCCAAGGUGGUUUAUGACAGGGACAGUGGCAGAUCAAGAGGUUUCGGAUUUGUGACUUACAGUUCUGCUGAUGAGGUCAAUAGUGCAAUUGAAUCACUGGAUGGUGCUGACCUUAAUGGCAGAGCAAUCCGUGUUAGUGUUGCUGAAGCUCGGCCAAGGCGUCAAUUUUGA
Messenger RNA from Ilex paraguariensis (yerba mate), 867 nucleotides. Lineage: Eukaryota; Viridiplantae; Streptophyta; Magnoliopsida; Aquifoliales; Aquifoliaceae. The record is from the annotation of a GenBank genome assembly.